AUGGCAGAUGACAAUAGCCAAAAUGGAGCAGUCAACAAGGCCAGUAUCUUUAAAGGAGACAGAGCAAAGAGUCAACAGUUCCUAGGGGAACUCUACCUCUACUUCCUAGGAAAUUCCAAAUGCAUCAGGAUAGAUGAUGAUAAAGUUAAAUGUGCUCUGUCCUCUACAUCAAAGAAGUGGACUACUUCUUUGAAACAAGCCUACCUGGGUGGAGUUUGA
This is a messenger RNA of Fibroporia radiculosa, 219 nucleotides long. RefSeq lists its product as uncharacterized. Lineage: Eukaryota; Fungi; Basidiomycota; Agaricomycetes; Polyporales; Fibroporiaceae. The coding region runs from base 1 to 219 and encodes 72 amino acids. The record is from RefSeq and is a predicted model, not a curated record. The transcript is spliced from 2 exons.